AUGGAUUCCAGAGAUAAACACGAAUUGUCCACUUUGUCCGCCAGAGCCCAAGCAUGCGCCAAUCCCGACAAGUUCGACAAUCCCAUCUGGGACAUCAUCCUCAAUUUAUGGCAUCCCGAAGAAAAUCCAGACGGUUUCGUCAGUGUCGGCGUGGCCGAGAAUACCCUCAUGCAUGCCGAACUGCAAGAGCAUGUUAUGAACAACGUCAAAAUACCCCAGCGCGCGUUUACGUACGGCGACGGUCCUCUGGGAUCCACGCGAUUGAGGAGGGCUGUGGCCCGAUUCCUCAAUCGACGGCUCCAUCCCGUGGUACCGCUUGAGAUGGAACAUAUUAUUGUCACCAACGGCGUCUCCUCCGGCAUCGAACACACAUCGUGGGCAUGUUGCAAUCCGGGGGAUGCGUUUUUACUCGGCCAGCCGCAUUACGGUGCCUUUGUCCCCGAUAUCGCCUUGCGACCCGGGGUGGAGGUUGUCAAGGUGCAAUUCGGCACUAUCGAUCCCAUGAGCGUGGAGGCCGUGGAACAGUACGAGUCGGCGCUCUUGGCUGCCAAAGAGCGCGGAGUUCGAACCCGGGGAUUGAUGCUGUGUUCGCCACACAAUCCUUUAGGCAGAUGCUACUCCCGCGAAGCUCUUGUGGCAUACAUGCGUCUCUGUCAGAAAUACCAGAUCCACCUUGUUAGCGAUGAGAUCUACGCCUUUUCCACCUGGAAAAAUCGUCACCAUACCCACCCCGUGCCCGUUGAAUUCACUUCGGUGUUAUCUGUCCCCUUGGACGGGAUUAUCGAUCCGGCGCUCGUCCACGUAUUAUGGGGCAUGAGCAAAGAUUUUGGCGCCAACGGUCUCCGAGUGGGAUAUAUCAUCUCCCAGCACAAUCAAGCCUUCCGGCGAGCCUUACUCGACGUCGCCAUCUACUCCUACGCCUCUUCCGUAUCGGAACAUAUCGCGGCCAACAUUCUCGAAGACGACGUAUGGGUGGACCGUUACAUGAAGACGAACCAAGCUCGACUGGCCGACUCGUACAACUUCGUCGUGAAUUUCCUCGAACAGCAUCAUAUUCCCUUUUGGCCAGGGGGGAAUGCGGCGUUUUUCCUCUGGGUCGAUCUCGGCAUGGCGUACGUGGAAAGAAAUCCAGAAUGGAAAACAUCGGGGAAACCCGACACGGCCCUGACGGCGGAAAUCAUGCAAUUAUUACUCAAGAACAAGGUGUUUUUAGCAAGUGGGAUCUACUUUGGUGCAGAAACUCCUGGCCUUUUCAGAAUUGUUUUCAGCCACCCGAAACCCCUCUUGGAGGAGGCACUGAAGAGGAUCAUGAAGUCGAUUGGGGAAAGUGAGAUGAGUGGUCCAUGGCCGAGAAGUAAAUUAUAG
Messenger RNA from Rhinocladiella mackenziei CBS 650.93, 1365 nucleotides. RefSeq lists its product as uncharacterized. The record is from RefSeq and is a predicted model, not a curated record. The coding region runs from base 1 to 1365 and encodes 454 amino acids. Gene Ontology annotation, molecular function: pyridoxal phosphate binding; transaminase activity. Lineage: Eukaryota; Fungi; Ascomycota; Eurotiomycetes; Chaetothyriales; Herpotrichiellaceae. Gene Ontology annotation, biological process: amino acid metabolic process; biosynthetic process. The transcript has a single exon.